Molecule: messenger RNA, 2133 nt
Organism: Physeter macrocephalus (sperm whale)
Lineage: Eukaryota; Metazoa; Chordata; Mammalia; Artiodactyla; Physeteridae
Product: collagen alpha-1(I) chain-like
Exons: 3
Coding region: 1-732 (243 amino acids)
Source: RefSeq, a predicted model, not a curated record
AUGCCCUCCAUUUACUCGGAAUGGGGCGGGGGCCGCGGCUGGCCGGGGCCCCUCUGGAGGCAUGUGGGUAGUGUCAAGGAGUCUGGCCCUCUCCCACGCACGUCCACGGCGGGAGUGGGAUGGGCGAGUAGCGCCGGCAAGGGGGCCACAGGUCCGGGGAAUGGGCGCGGGGAACCAAACGAGGGCCUCAAAGGGGCUCCGCUGGGGCGCUCAGCGAGGAGGACCAGGGAGAGGCGCGGGUCUGCGUCCUCCCGAUGCCCAGAGGGGACGCGGGCGCCCACCUCGGGCCAGGGCCUUGGCAGGGAGGAGUCCCGGGGCGUCUGGGGGCCCCCCCAGCCGCCGCCGACGACCUCCUCCCCAGAGGGGGCCCCGCCUGCCAUCACGCGGCCGGGCGGUGCCUGGGACGCAGCAGCGGGCGGGUCUCUGGCACCCCCGGGGACCGGCACAGGCCGGCGUGAGCUGGGCUUCCGGCCUCGGCGGGCGGAGUCUUGGGGCGACCCCGCCCUCACUCCCGGGCCUGAGACGUUCAGGUCCCGGCGGCAGAGUGUCUCCUGCGAGCUCUGGUGUGGUGGACCCACAGGCUUUGCUUUUCGCUGUCUCAACUGUCCCUCUGGAAGGAGAGAACUCGGGCGUCAGGGGGACUCCGAGAGCGGGGAUCAGGGCCGGGCAGCGCCCCUCGGAGAACCACAUUCCUCCGCUAGUAUGGGUGGCACCUUCACGUUUGAUUAUUAAACAACGGGGAGAAGUCCAUUUUUGCAUUCCUUUUCUAUUUGUAUCAGCAGUAGCAAAUAGAUUUUUUUAAAAUCAUAAGCCCACCACCAUCACAUCCACCCUCACCAUCUCAAAGCCACUGCCUUCUGUUUUUCAGUUUCCUCUUCUCCAGAUUCGUACACAACACAAUGCAGUUUCACCUCCCUGAUCAUGAUUAUCCUCAUCUCAUGGCCGAGUUAUUAUCCUGUACUUAGAGCAAGCACGGUUUAAUAAGCAGUUCCCAGCAUGCUGAACAUUUGAAGGGUUUCCCUUUUCCUUGCAAAAAAAAUCCAGGUAGAAUAGAAUUAAAGAUUUUCACAAAUCAAAUUAUCAGAAAAAAUAGGAACAGAAAAUUGAAUAAAAAUGUCAGACUUCUGGAAAAAUCAACAACUCUCCCAGAUUUGAAGAAGAAAAAAAAUAUCACCAAUGAAAAGGAACAAUUUUACCUACUCAAACACUGAAGAGCUCUUACAAUGAAAAAGAACUAACCAGUAAGGGAAAGAAAGCAGAGCUAGGAUGUGAUUUGUAUAUGGUUUUUAUCUGACACAAAUUUUUCAUACUUGUGAAAGGAAAAUAUCGAGAUUAUAAAAGAUAAACGGUGAAAUGAUGAAUCGUUUAUAGAAUACAAUGGAUAUUAAAUCACACUGCACUUGGGGACAUUGUGAAUCUGUAUGAAAUUUGUGAAACGGAAUCUGGUGAUGCAUUUAAGCCAAGACCCAGAAACCCCACUCCUGGGAAUUUACUUGCAAUGGAAGAAACAACAGGAAAGAAAAAAAAAAAGCCAUAUGCACACACAUUCAGAAUGAUCUAAAAUUAGACCCAACGGAGAAGCAACCUAAGUGUAUAACAGCAGGGCAGCAGCUAAGAAAAUCAUGACACAUUAACUGAAAGGAACAUUGUGUAACCAUCAGAAGUCAUGAUUUUGGAGCCUGUCUGCGAUAUAUUGGAAAAAACUACAAGUCAAAGUACAGAUUACUAAACUGCGUCUACUUACUCAGAUGCAGUUUAUUAAUGUAUAUGUGAAAAAUCUGAAUAAAAAUGAAGUUUUGAUAGAAAUACAAGUUGUUUUAAUUUUCUUUUUUUGUUGAUAUAUUGCUUUUCUAAAUAACAUCUUUAAAAUAGUUCAUAGUUAAUUUUUUUAAGGAAAUGGACCCACAGCUUUCUGUGUGUGGGAGAGGGAGAGCUCAAUGUCAUGUUUGCUGCUGCUUUUUUGAGCCCACCUCAUUUUCUUUUUUUCAAAUAUCUUAUUUUUUUCCUUGAGUAGAUUUAUUAGUGGUUUAGUAAUUUAUAUAUUGGGUUUUUCUUUUAAAUAAUCAGUUCUUAGACUUAUUUAUCAAUUAUAGUUUUUUCUUUUCUGUUUUGUUUUGUUUUUUUUUUUUUUUU